This is a messenger RNA of Hypanus sabinus (Atlantic stingray), 1287 nucleotides long. RefSeq names its product urotensin-2 receptor-like. The record is from RefSeq and is a predicted model, not a curated record. Gene Ontology annotation, biological process: neuropeptide signaling pathway. The annotation marks the transcript as partial. Gene Ontology annotation, molecular function: urotensin II receptor activity. NCBI's taxonomy places the organism in Eukaryota, Metazoa, Chordata, Chondrichthyes, Myliobatiformes, Dasyatidae. Gene Ontology annotation, cellular component: membrane. The transcript has a single exon.
AUGGGCUCCAUGCUGGGGCCCAACCUGAGCUGUUUCUGGUGCAGGGGUCGGCUGUCGCUGCCCGAGGGUCUUUGGAGCACCUGGGCCCCCCCGGAUACUGACAGCGACUCCCCGUGGGUCCAGCGACAGAACAGGACCUCAGGACCCCACUCCAACAGCAGUCCGAUCUCCUCCUGGGCCCCGGGACUGGAGGUUUGGGAUUGGGAGUGGGAGGAGGAGGAGGAGGGCCACUCGAGAGGGUGGUCACCCUCCUGGCUGACAGGGGCUCUGCUUUGGCUGGCCUGUGGGGUGGGUCUGGCCGGAAACUUGUACGCCCUGGGCCUCGGCUGCUGCCGAGGAGACCGGGGCAGCCGUCUGCGUCUGCACCUCCGCAGCCUGGCUGCCUCCGACCUGCUGUACCUGUGUACGGCCCCGUUCGCUGGCUACGGCGCCUGGUCGCGGGACUGGGCCUUCGGAGAGACCGGCUGCCGCCUGCUGCUCGGCCUCGACAUCUGCACCAUGCACGCCAGCGCCUUCACCCUGGUGCUGAUGAGCGCCCAGCGAUACCGGGCCAUCUCGAGGCCGCUGCGGGGUCCCCUCUCCCCCUCGGGCUCCUCCUCCACUGCCGCUGCCUUGCUGGCGGCCUGGAUGACAGCCUUGGCCCUGUCGUUGCCCGUGGCGACGGCAGUGAGAGUCGAGGAGGGGGACAGUGAAGGUGGCGGCCGAAGACUGUGCGCUCCGGGCUGGAGUCAGCAGGAGAGUCGGGGUUACCUCACGCUGCUCUUCAUCACCAGCAGCUUGGUGCCCGGGCUGCUGAUCGCCGGCCUGUACGCAGGCCUGGCGCGGGCCUACUGCCGGGCGCGGCGGAGGUGGCGGCGGCAGGCCUGGCCGGCGAGGGGAGCGGGCCGGCGGCCUCUGCUGCUGACGCUGGCCGUCGUGCUCAGUCACUGGCUCUGCUUCCUGCCUUUCUGGCUGUGGCAGCUGGCCCCACUCUACCUGGAGGGUGCUGCCCUGCCCUUCCCCGCCCAGGGCCUGGUCAACGAUCUACUCUCUGUUCUGACCUAUGCCAACAGCUGCCUCGAUCCCUUCCUCUACACCCUGCUCACCCAGCAACACCGCAGGGCCGAGCGACCGCAGGCCAAGGGGGGUGGCAGGGUUGUCAGGCUCCGCCAGGGGCAGGCCGGAGGAGACGGAGGAGGUGGUGGACAAGCAGGAGAUUCUGGACAAGGUGAGGGAGACCAUGCAGGAGGAGGGAAUAGUGACAGCAGGAGGGAGAGCAAGCCAACUGAUGGGCCGAACGUCACUGAG